Molecule: messenger RNA, 2201 nt
Organism: Cuscuta epithymum
Lineage: Eukaryota; Viridiplantae; Streptophyta; Magnoliopsida; Solanales; Convolvulaceae
Source: the annotation of a GenBank genome assembly
GGCUUGUUUCCAAAUUAAACAUUGUUAGAUUUAUAUUGGAGCCCAAACAUUUCUCCAUUUCUAUGAUUUAUUUCCGCAAAGGGAGUACGCUUUGAAACUUUCACCUGCGUCACUCCUAAUCGGAUCUCCGUUCUUCCGCAUCAAGACAGGAGCCUUCGGCGAAGCCUUCCGCAUCUCCGUUCUCCAGAUCGGAUCUCCGUCCGCUGACAGCCUUCUGCUGUUCUCCACUUCGUCUGACUACUCUCGCUUUCUCUCAUUACUUUGCGCAUAUUGUUGGGUCAUACACAUCCUCAGAUAUAUAUUACUCCGGAUUGCUUAGGCAGAAAAAACGUUUAUGCAGAAAGGCAUCAUUGGCAAAAAAAGUAAACAUUUUUAGUCCUAUUUAUAGAAUGAGAGUACUACCUGUUCUCUCACCUUCAUUCUUUGGGUAGGGAUAAAUUUCAAAAAAGAGAAUUAUGUUAUUGUGAACAGUGAAGUGAAGUGAACCAUAAAUCAAGUUCAACUAAUGUUGUAGGUGAAAAAUGGCAGUAACAUCAUCUACCACUCUAUCAUUUGGUUUAACCACAUCUAUUAGGCCCAAGAAUGGUCUAGUCUCACAAUCUAAAGCCCUAAAUCUGAAGCUGAACUCUACUAAGGUCUGUUUUAGGAGUUUUGUUGGACUCAAGGCAGCAGACUCAUCAUCUACAAUAAGCUGUGAGUCAUCAUCAUCAUUUUUUGGAAGUGAAAGCAUCACAGCUCUUCUACGCAAACCCUCCUUCACUGCGAAGGCCCAAACAGAAAGGAGAAUCUCCGUUCAACAGCCCCAGGCAUCAUACCGAGUGGCCAUUCUCGGGGCAGCAGGCGGCAUAGGUCAACCACUAGCCCUUCUUGUCAAGAUGUCUCCACUAGUCUCAGAUUUACACCUUUAUGACAUAGCAAACGUCAAAGGGGUGGCGGCAGACAUCAGCCACUGCAACACUCCUUCACGUGUGUCGGAUUUCACGGGACCAUCUGAAUUAGGAAACUGUCUCAAAGACGUUGACGUGGUCGUCAUACCCGCUGGUGUUCCGAGGAAGCCGGGGAUGACACGUGAUGACCUGUUCAACAUAAAUGCAAACAUUGUGAAGACGUUGGUCGAGGCUGUAGCUGAUCACUGCCCUGGCGCCUUCAUCCACAUCAUCAGCAACCCAGUCAACUCGACAGUCCCGAUCGCAGCAGAGGUUCUGAAGCAAAAGGGGGUUUAUAAUCCCAAGAAGCUGUUUGGUGUCACAACUCUUGAUGUUGUAAGGGCAAACACUUUUGUCGCUCAAAAGAAAAACCUCAGGCUCAUUGAUGUUGAUGUCCCGGUCAUCGGGGGUCACGCUGGGAUUACGAUUUUGCCCCUCUUGUCGAAAACAAAGCCGUCCGCUUUAUUUUCUGACGAGGAGGUUGGUGAGUUGACUGUGAGGAUCCAGAACGCGGGGACAGAAGUUGUCGAGGCAAAGGCAGGGGCAGGGUCCGCCACACUUUCUAUGGCCUACGCUGCUGCAAGGUUCGUGGAAUCUUCGCUGCGUGCUCUUGACGGGGAUAGUGAUGUAUACGAGUGUGCUUUUGUGCAGUCUGAUCUCACAGAGCUUCCAUUUUUUGCAUCAAGGGUCAAAUUGGGAAAGGAUGGUGUUGAGGCAUUGGUCCCGUCUGAUCUUCAAGGACUGACGGAGUAUGAGGAGAAGGCCUUGGAAGCCCUAAAGCCUGAGUUGAAGGCCAGUAUCGAGAAGGGGAUCAAGUUUGCUCAGAAAUAACCACUUGCUGCUUAGAAUAUUAUGCUAUUUAUUAUUGCCUUACUGGCCAAACAUAUACAAUUAUUUUUUGGGAGUGCAUUGGGACACAGUUUUGCAGACAAGGUGAGGUUAAUGUCUUGCCUUUCCCCCUUUUUGAUGUUUGGUGGAUAAUAAUACAUUUUCAUGUAAUCAUUAGUGUGCCAAACUGUUGAAACAUUCUCCUGUUUGUUGUAUGUUUUUUUCUUUUUGAAGGCUCACUUGGUCAGCACCACUUUUGUAUGAGACCAUCCAUCCUAUGAAAUAAGAAGUGUGUCAUUUUUUUUCUGUUUUAUAGACUUCAACUUACUUUCUUUUUAUAAACUACAGCAAAUCAACCGAUGGCUUAUUUUGUUAUCGUGGGCUGUUAUUAUUAUGGAGUACAUUUCUUUUGUAAAUAAUUAUUAUAAUUAUUUUUAACUAAUUUAA